This is a messenger RNA of Lathyrus sativus (Indian pea), 1071 nucleotides long. NCBI's taxonomy places the organism in Eukaryota, Viridiplantae, Streptophyta, Magnoliopsida, Fabales, Fabaceae. The record is from the annotation of a GenBank genome assembly.
AUGGCAGUUACUCAUGGGAGAACAGUCUUGUUCAUGUUUGUUGCAAUAUUUAUGUUGUUUAAUGUUCAAAAUGCAUUUGUGAGUUGUGUUUUAACUUCUGAAUUACAAAGCAAAAUCUCUAAAAUCAACCAAGAGGGUCCUUACUUGGGUUUAGUCAUACCAAAUUCUUUUGAACUUAACCCUCUUCUUCAAAAUUCAGGCUAUACUCCUACUGACACCAUCAUAGAUUUUGCAGGAAGGAGAUUUCGUUUUGGAUUCAUUGGUGACAAACCUGUUGUAUUGGUCAUGACUGGAUUGAGUGUGAUAAAUGCAGCUAUAACUACACAGCUUCUGUUAAGCUUUUUUAAUAUAGAUGGAGUUGUUCAUUAUGGUAUUGCUGGAAAUGCAAAUCCUUCGUUGCAUAUUGGAGAUGUUGCUAUUCCUCAUUAUUGGGCACAUUUGGGACUUUGGAGUUGGCAGAGAUUUGGACAAGGGGCUAAUGAUACGUUACCAUUAGAAAACAAUGGAGACUACACAAGAGAUGUAGGGUUCAUCAAGUUUUCAGAUUUCACAUCAAACAUAACUGCUGCUGACAGUGCUAAAGUUGAUAACCAUCUCAACAGUCUCUGGUAUCAACCUGAAGAGAUUUUUCCAGUUGAUGGCAUUCCUGAAGAAAGACAGCAUGCUCUAUGGGUUCCCGUUGAUUCCAACUACUACCUUAUCGCCAAAAAACUCGAGGAUAUGAAGCUAGAAGCAUGCAUAGAUUCAGACACGUGUUUGACAACAACACCAAAGGUACUGCUUGUGGAGAGAGGAACAAGUUCAGGAUUCUAUUUAGAUAAUGCAGCGUACCGGACAUUUAUUCACGAUAAGUUUAACGUGAGUCCGGUGGAUAUGGAAAGUGCAUCGGUUGCUCUUGUUUGCUUGCAGCAAAGGAUUCCAUUUAUUGCUAUUAGGGCUCUCUCUGAUUUGGCGGGUGGUGGCACCGCGGAGUCGAAUGAGGCUGAUACGUUCGUGUCGCUGGCCGCCACGAACUCUGUCGCGGUGGUUGUUGAGUUUGUGAAGCUCUUGUCAGGUCACUCCCAGUGGUGA